AUGUCGACGAGAAUUCCUCUUCUUUAUUCGCACUCUAAGGGAGCUGGUCAGUUCGACGCACAGAAGAUCAUAGACGUGUUCACCAGCCAUGGCCACAGACAAAUUGACACAGCUCGUAUAUACGGGGGUGGGACGUCAGAGGAGAUCAUCAGCCAACUCGAUCUGAAAGGAUGUACCGUAGAUACAAAGGUCUAUCCAACUGCACCCGGGGACUUCGCGGCGGACAGAAUUCGGGCGUUGCUCGAAAUUUCUAUGAAGGCGCUGGGAAAAACGAAGAUCAAAGUAUACUAUCUGCAUAAACCGGACAGGAGCGUUCCGAUUGAAGAUACGCUUCGUGUCAUCAAUGAACUGUAUAACGAAGGCCUCUUCGAGGAGUUUGGUGUCUCGAACUAUAACGCUUGGGAGGUGGCCGAGAUGGUUGGCAUAGCGGAUUCCAACGGAUGGGUCAGACCCACUGUAUAUCAAGGACUCUAUAAUGCACUUGAACGAAGAGUUGAAACAGAGUUGUUCCCCUGCCUCCGGCACUUUGGAAUACGGUUCUAUGCAUAUAGCCCACUAGCGAGCGGUUUACUUGCAGGGAAAAUUCUUUCAGAAGCGGACAUGCAAACUGGUAGAUGGGAUCCCAACGUGUCUCCAAUCGCAGAUUCUCUGCGCGCGAAAUAUUCGCUGCUUAUCCCUAUCCUGCGAGAAUUGAAAGUUGUGCUCGACAAGCAGGGGAUUCCUCUUUCAGAAGCUGCGAAUCGUUGGCUUCAACAUCACAGCGGGCUGCAGCCCGGUGAUGGCAUUAUUAUCGGUGCCAGUAACGUUGACCAACUCGAGAAUAAUCUGAAGGAAAACGAGGGUAGAGCACUUUCUGACGACGUCGUCAAAUUGCUGGAGGAUGCGUGGGGGCAAGCCAAAGGUGUCGCACCGCACUACGCAUUUUGA
This is a messenger RNA of Suillus subalutaceus, 927 nucleotides long. RefSeq names its product NADP-dependent oxidoreductase domain-containing protein. The transcript is spliced from 11 exons. Lineage: Eukaryota; Fungi; Basidiomycota; Agaricomycetes; Boletales; Suillaceae. The record is from RefSeq and is a predicted model, not a curated record. The coding region runs from base 1 to 927 and encodes 308 amino acids.